AUGUUCAAUUACAGCUUCUCAGGUGGCUUUGCUGGGCAGGUGUUUUGCAUGGCUUCUGGCAUGGGUUCCGUGAAGGCGGAGGACCUGGAGGCGCCUGGAGGACGCGACUGCGGAGCGGACGAGGACGCCGGCCCUGGGGACCAAGGCACCGUGAAAGGCGAGGUCCUGGAGGCCCCCGAGACUGGAGGGCGGCACUGCGGAGCGGACGGCGACUCUGGAGGCGAAGGCCCCGUCCCGGCGGAGACCCCGCAGCUGGUCAUCAGCGGCACCUUCUCGCUGGCUGGCCCGGCCGGCGGUGCGGGGCAGGUGGAGCAGGCCUCGCGGCGGCAGCGAGGCGCGAAGGCGCGGCUCGCGUCCAAGUGCGGGGAGUGCGGCAAGAGUUUCCGGGCCGAGGCGGACCUGCGGAAGCACCUGGCGGGGCACUCCAAGGCGGGGCGGCACGCGUGCGGAGUGUGCGGCAAGCAGUGGACUUCGGCUGCGGAUCUGGAGAAACACGCAAGGAUCCACACCGGGGAGAGGCCGUACCAGUGUGACGUGUGUGGGAAGAAGUUUAACCGAGAAGGCAAUCUGACUGUGCACAAGAGGAUUCAUUCUGGAGAGAAGCCGUACCAGUGUGGCGAGUGCGGGAAGAAGUUUAGUCUGCAAAGUAAUCUUACAAGGCACGAGAGGAUCCACACUGGAGAGAAGCCGUAUGAGUGCAAAGUGUGCGCGAAGAAGUUCUCUGAUCCCUCAGCUCUACGCCGCCACAAGGUCAUUCAUGCUGGACAGUGACUUUGGGAUAAGCUGUGCUAGUGUGUCGUUUCUUGCUUAAGGCUUUGGAAUAUGUCGUGUGUAUAACGUACUUUCUUUUGAUAUAUCUCAUGCUCGUGAAAGCUAUCAGCUACUAAUAUUUGUUUAAUUUUGCAAAGUCUGUAAUCUUGUUUAACUAUUCCCUCCUUUCUUGUAUUUUUGUGUCAUGUAACUAGUGUUCGUUGAUGAUAAUCAGUUAUAAUCAUAAGUGCUUUUCUCUUUUGAAGACUUCGGUUUUUGUGAAGGUUAUUCGGUUCAAACUGUUCAAAUCGCUCUAAGUUGUGAUGUCGCUCCGGUGAAAGAAGCCUUAUUUGUAAAGUUUUGUCAGAGUCCACUUCGGUAUGUACAACAUUUCUCGAAGUGUUCUCGAGUAUACCGAAGCAUCGUCGCGCAGUACUUUGGAAUCUGUUUCAACAGUUUUUAUGUUGUCAAUUGUUUUUUUGCUGUUAACUCCUACUGCAGUAAUUUUUUUCCUGUUUGUGAGUUCCGUCCUGUACUGGUGUGAUAAGUGAACACAUGUGCCAAGUGCAAGAGCCACAUUUCUUGCGAAGUGUAAAGGCUUUGGAGUGUGUUGGGGCAGAAAGAGGUUCCCUCCGAAAUUUAAUUCCAUGCUCAUAACAACUUUGUGUUCAUAAUUUUUGGUUGUACUCCAGUAAAGUGUGUUGUCUUGGUAGAGCUUUUCUUGUUUUUUUCUUUUGUGUCGGAUAACAAAGUAUUUAUUGAUGAAAAUAUAGGUCACUAACGUAUCUAAUUUUUAUUGGAAACAAUUCUGUUUUUGCUACAAGGUUUUACGGUUGAAGUUGUUUAAACAAAUGCCUGGGCUCGCCAAAACUAAGGGGGUCCUUCGUCUUGUUGUUGUUGAUUAUCAUCGUGUUAGAAUCCCGAAAUAAAUAAAAACAUUUUUCGGCGUGUUA
Thrips palmi is the source of this 1703-nucleotide messenger RNA. RefSeq names its product zinc finger protein 22-like. Gene Ontology annotation, cellular component: nucleus. Gene Ontology annotation, biological process: regulation of transcription by RNA polymerase II. Gene Ontology annotation, molecular function: DNA-binding transcription factor activity, RNA polymerase II-specific; RNA polymerase II cis-regulatory region sequence-specific DNA binding. The transcript is spliced from 4 exons. Lineage: Eukaryota; Metazoa; Arthropoda; Insecta; Thysanoptera; Thripidae. The record is from RefSeq and is a predicted model, not a curated record. The coding region runs from base 1 to 771 and encodes 256 amino acids.